Conger conger (European conger) is the source of this 6721-nucleotide messenger RNA. It is a transcript of the gene zcchc2, whose product is annotated as zinc finger, CCHC domain containing 2. The transcript has 14 exons. The coding region runs from base 249 to 3188 and encodes 979 amino acids. Lineage: Eukaryota; Metazoa; Chordata; Actinopteri; Anguilliformes; Congridae. Gene Ontology annotation, molecular function: zinc ion binding; nucleic acid binding. The record is from RefSeq and is a predicted model, not a curated record.
GAAGAGAGGAGGAGUCAGCAAUGAUUGACAUGAUUUCGGAAAGCGAACCAGACUCCACUGUGGUCGAGUAAAACUAACAAGCUAUCGAGGUACAGCCAUAACACCGUGUGUCACUGUGAUUUUUACGCGAUAUCGUGUAAAACUUUGUCCUCGGUUCAAGUCAUCGUCGCGGAUCAGCGUGUGGAACGCGUAAAGGAUGUGUAUUCAUCCAUGAUUUUCGCUUUUUUGCCAUUCGCGCGGAGUUGAUAAUGAUUAGGAUGAAGCUGCCCAUGAGAACGGCGGAGGAAGGAGGGGAUGACACGGCCGAGGAGGAACAUGAAAAAACGGAUUGCAAUCUCCGUAUUCCCAGCUCGGUUUCCAACAGGUUCGAGGAUUCCACGGGUGGAUUGGGAUAUCCCCUGCUUCAACUGGAUAAAGAGGCCGUUUUCGAGUGGUUUGGCUUGCAUUUGAAUCCGGCCAAGCGAAUAGAGUUCAUGUGUGGAUUGCUCCAUAUGUGCCAGCCGCUGGAGCUCCGCUUUUUGGGCUCCUGCCUAGAGGACCUUGCACGGAAAGAUUUCCACGUCCUACGGGACUUUGAGACCAGAGCUAACAGUCCAAACGACCUAGGCCUUCUGACGGACGUUACCGACCCUGUCGUUCGGUCGAAACUGCUAGUUUGUCUGUCUCUUUUGGGAUCCGAAAACAGGGAGUGUGCGGGAAUACUGUUUCGAAUAUUGAGCUAUGUGGAUUCUGCUUUGUACUUCAAAAACUAUGACUUUCCACUUUCACCGUAUAGGGACUCUGAGCACUUCCAGAAUUCCCAAAGUGAGGAGGGAGAUGAGACGGGGAGGUCAGGGCAUCGUUGCGGGCCUCCACUGGAGGCAGGGUCCGGUGCGCUCGAACAGUUGGCGCUGCUUUUUACGAUGGCCUCCUUACACCCAGCGUUCCCCUUUCACCAGAGAGAAACUGUCAGGAUACAACUGGAUAAAGUCAAUGCCGCAGUCGAGGAAGAACGGCAGCACUACGAACACCGCACCAACGCCCUGCAGGCCAAGGUUCCCAAACCGGACUACCUCCCCCCCGGCUCCGAGAGCAGCCUGCGGGAACGCGCACAGCCCCCCCGCGCUGGCCCGCCCCCCCGCGCUGGCCCGCCCCCGGCCAGAGCCCCACAGAGGGAGGCGGUGCACAUAGAGAGGAUCGUGCUGAAGAGGAUCACCAGGAGAGGGACCCACAAGGAGUACGGCUUUGAGGUGAAAUGGUCAGACUCCACUUCCACCAACGUCACUAAGACGCACCGCGAGCUGGAGGACUUUCUGUUAAAGCUCCCCCAGGAGAGGGCCUCUGAGGCCUUCGAGAGGGGCAUCCGGACCCUGCUGCGCCAGGGAGACCCGCAGGAGGGCCGGGAGCUGGAGAGGACCCUGAGGGAGAAGUUCCUUUCGGCGCCUCUGGAUUUUCGUCGGACUGGGAGAGUGUGCUCCUUCUUCCUCUCCGACCCCUUAAAGGACAACUGCAGCCACUGUAACACCACGCCCCCAGGUCUGCCAGCCGAGCGCUUUAAAGAGGAGGACUGCUCCGAGACGUCCAGCCAGGAGGAGGAUCCGGAGCCGUACGUACCCAGCCUCCGCAAGAAGCACGGCAACAAGAGCCCCAGCCUGAGCGCUCCCGGUGCCAGGAGCUCCCAGGUGGAGGGCCGCAGGACGUCCCGCUCGGAGCUCAGCGGCCCCGGGGACUGGAGGAGGGGGGGCUCGGAGCCCCACGGAGCAGCACCCCCACAGCACUCCGCUGAUGACAAACGGAACGGUCCGCCUGGAAACAAGAGCAGAGGGAGGACACUGGCGACUGACAGGGAGAAAGGGAGGAGGGGAGAUGGGAGAGGGGGUGCUGUGUGUAAUGGUCUUGUAAGACCGCCCCCCCCAGCGUCGACUGUGAGACCCCCACCUGGGAAAGACUGUCCCGGGAAUGGCGGUUCGGGACAGGACACUUUCGGGGAGACGUCCUCGGAGAGCUACAGCUCCCCGUCCAGCCCGCAGCACGACGGGAGGGAGAGCCUGGAGAGCGAGGAGGAAGAGGAGGAGGAGGAGGAAGAAGAGGACAAAGACCGAGACACGGACAGCACCUCCGACGACUUCCUGUCCUGCAGAGCGGUGGGCGGAGCCUCAGCGGGGCCCCUGGGUGUGUCGAGGUUCCCCCCCCUCCCCGUGCUGCAGCCCCCGCCCCACGCGGCCCAAAACGGGGUCCCCCCCGGGAGCGAUGGCGAGAGACCCCCGGAAGCCCCCGCGGCCCAGCCCCUGGUGCAGCGCUUUAAGACGGGCCCCUGUCCGCAGGCGGGGUCAAAGGUGGGCGGCCCCGCCCCUCUCCCGCCCGCCAUGGGCCCCGCCCCCGCCCCCGUCUCCUCCCACCCCCCCGGCCCCGCCCCCGAAGCGCCCCCGGCCCCCUUCAGCCCCUCUGGCCCGCCAGUGACAGAGCCCGCCCCCCCGGCCCCCUCCUCCUUCUCUGUCCCCGCCCCCCCCGCGCCCGUCGUACUGCCCCCGGGCGGGGCCACGGGACUAGCCCCUCCCCCUGCCGGCCCCGGCCCCGCCCCCAGCCCGAGCCCCGCCCUCACCCACGUCGCCGACAGCCCCGCCUACAUCAGCGGCGCCGCCCCUGUGGGCGGGGGCUCCUCCCAGGCCCCGCCCCCUCAACCGGCCCCGCCCCCUCCUCACCAGCCAAUGGGCUGCGGCGCCUGCGGUUGCCGCGGCAGCUGCGGGGGCGGGGGUGGGGGCGGGGGCGGCGGCCACGCCCCGCCCAGCUACUUCUUCGCGCCCCAGCUGGCGCGGCAGGUCUUCGGGGUGCCGCCCCUCUUCCACCUGACCUCGCUGUGCGCCGGCGUGACCACCGGGGGCAGCAGCUACCUCAGCCAGGCCCUGCAGAGCAACGGCCACGCCCACCUGCCCUUCUACCCCUACGGCGGCGCGGCCGCGCCCCUGCUGCCCCCCCCGCCCGCCCCGGGCGAGGCCCACCUGCCCUACGGCCUGCAGCAGGUGGCCGCCUUCAGCCGCUUCUACCCGCCCGUCUUCCCCUCGCUGGCCCUGGUGCCCGGGGCGGGCGUGGCGGGCGCCAAGAAGAACGGCAGCGUGUCCUGCUACAACUGCGGCGUCAGCGGACACUUCGCCCAGGACUGCAAGCAGCCCGCCAUCGACGCCGGCCAGCAAGCUUGGUUACGACACUGAAAUGUAGAAGACAAUUUCAACUUUAAUUUCUCAUCUUUUCAGACCCUCCUCAUAAGGUAAUGUUCACUGCGCUGCUGAUUGGCUUUUAAAUGCGUCAGCCGCUGAGCACUAUGGGAUUGAAUUAGCGCAUUUAGUCGAUACGUCUUGUGACGUCAUUUCCAUAGUAACCUGAAGCCCAGCGUGGAGACGUUGAGCUACCAAUAGAUGAUGUAAACUUGUAAUUCUGACACAUCGCUGGGACUAUAUAUUUAGCCUAGGAAAAGUGCAAACGGAAAUAUUUAUGUCACUAUAAAAUAGCUUGACAUCAAAUUGAAGUCUCAUUACUAAAACAUAAUGGCAAACGUUUUACCUGUCCAAGUAAUGCAUGUAGAAUGUGCUAUAUUCUUUGCCUUUUCUGAAUUUUCUUUUUCCGAAUACUGCCAAUUUUUGGUCAGGCUAUUAAAUGUCAAUUCCGCAUUCAGAAUAUUACUUCAUCCACUUUCACGUUUAACGUAUGUUAUUAGUCCUAGCAUGUACAUGAUACCAUGCUAUUAUUGUUUCCAAAUAAAGAGCCGUUUUGGCCGUCGAGGUUUUACCGCUAGAGGGCCUUAAAGUGUCACCUAAGCAUCCUCGCCUCUGUCUUUCAGGCGGAUUUCGGCUGAAGUACGUCGCGCCCCACUCCUCCGAAGGACUCGACAAAACGGAGUGAGGCCGCGGGAGACCACAACGGCGUUUCCUCGCUCGACGGAAAAUAAAGAUUCCAGAGACCCGAUGUUUUAAGGGGUGUUUCUUUUUUCUUAAUUUCUAUUAAAUUUUUAGAAUGUGCUUUAAAUGCCCCGGCAGAACUGUAUACGAACACUGCGCCUGUUCUCGACUGGGGGGAAAUGCCAUCGUUUCCAUGGAGAGUUCCUUCUGCGGCCUCUGGUGUUUUGCACUGAACACAGGCUUGGGCGCCACCUAGUGUUUACUAACUUAUUUUCUUAAAUUGUUUAAACAAAAAAAGAACGAAAGAAAUAAGGCAUCUUUGUGGAUGCUUGGUGAUUUUUUUGAUCUUAGAUAUAAAGAAAGGACCUAGGGAGGACUGGGAUUAUUAAAGGGUUUUUUUUUUUUGUGGGUUUAUUUUUUACUAUUGAAUAUUUAUGCUUCCUAUCUUCUCGUUUCUAUAAGAACAUUUCCGCUUUUGUAUUCGAGUCCCCACGAGUCGGCACAAUUUAAUUUAGCGUUUGCGGAGGAUUCACCGACAGCUCACUUAAUAGCGAACCCUGCUUGUACAGAAAACACAAAUUUAUUUCUGUCGUCCUUUGAACUUUGGAGGAAAUAUUGAAGGAGACCGCUUUAGAAUUUAAAAAUGCAUAGGAUUUUUUAAAAACAAAACCAUUGUUUUAAGGACUUUGUUAGAGCAGCUAAUUGUUUAAAUGCAUUUUAAAAUAUUUAUUCAAAAAUUGAGAAAGAGCGAGUGUGAAUUUCCUGUUUGUACAGGAGAAUACAGAAACUCCAUCGAUUUCUCUGUAGUUGUUUUGGUUUAAACGGCGAGGAAAAUCAUUUGUAAUGCUUUUCUUUUUUCCUUUCGAAGAUAUGUAUUUAAAUCUCUGAUUCGUAUUUUCCCGAUCGAUGUUUUGAAUGUACGUUAACCAGUUUUUUCAACGACUUGAGGAAUAAGGCAGCUUCUUGAAAAUGCCAUGUGUAAUCGUUUCAGAAGCAUUUUGCCCUCUGAUAUAAUGUGAAGACCAGUCAUAAGACGUUAUUUUUCAUACCUGUGUCGGGUAAUUUCCUCGAAUGCUGCGGUCUAACUUUCCCCGUUAGGAAUAUACACUACAGCAGGAAAAGCCAGUCCUGGAGCCGCUUGUUUACGCCAUUUUGGAUCCUACCCUUAAUCGCCGUCUUUAGGACCGGACUUAAUGUAAAUCAAUUAUGUAUAGCUCUAUACAUGUACAUUUGUGCAUUUCAGUAUUUUGCUGUGAAAUAGCUGGGUAUUGGCUCAGAGGUGUAAAAGCCAGAUUCGGAAAGUAAAAGUCCUCCCCAGUAAGCUAAUUACCCCAAUUCUUCAGCCAGGACUUAGAACUAAUUAUUGAAAUCAACUGGCUGAGCUCAUGGGUGAAAGAAACACGUGGCGCGACUUUUUACCUUCUGACCCCUGGACUUUUGCAGCUCAGGGUAUAGGGCAAAGAAAAUAUGCGAUAUGUCACUUACAGCUAAGAGUUGUAUUGGCUGGCCUAAAGUUGGAGUGAAAACAAGCUUCCGCAUUUUUCCAGGAAACAAGUUUAACCCCCCUGCACUAUAACUACCAGAUUUUUUUUUUUUGUUUGUUUAAAUUUUUUUUUCUUUUGUUUGUUUGUUUUUCUCCAUCCUCAAGUGCACUGAUGUGAUGAAUGGAGCCAGGCCUGUUCUGGUGCAUUCCGUCUGGUCUUCCUUCCGCCACUCCCUACAGUCACCACAGGGGGCAGUGUGGAGCCUCACUGUGGAGGAAACUUUAGGCCACAGAAUUUUGGUCCACUGGGGAUGUAAAAAAAAAUAAAAAAUAAAAUGUAGAAGGAUAGGUUUUCCCUCUUACUGCAGCGAUUCGACUUUGGCUGUGUCACGCAUGCUAGUGUAUACAUGUACACACACACAAUACUCGGGCAGGUCAUACAGUAAUUAGCAUUGUGGUCCGAGGGAGUAUGAAUGUUAUGAACUCAUUGACAAAUUGACUGAUGAAGCCAAUGAGAUGAGUCCUGUUUGUUGGGUCAGUGUCUGUCCCUAAUGGUUCAGUAGCAUUUAGUGCAUUCUGUUCCAUACAGAUAUAACUGGUGUCUACAGCCUGUGUGUGUGUGUGUGUGUGUGCGCACUGAAAAUGUAGUAUAAAGCCAAUUAACAUCGCCUGUGUUGAGUUUUGAGGGGUUUUUGAUCUGCAGUAUUUUCUAAAAGAUGAUUUUUCCCACUGAAGCAGCUCGUGCAAACCCUUCCCGUUUGUGGUGAAAGAGAAUGCAAAAAUGGAUCUUUCGUGUUGAUGUUUAAAAAGUGAGUAAUGUGGAGUUUAUUUUCAUGAAAAAUAUGGAUACGUUGCGUGGAUGAUGUAGUGUACAUGACCUGCUCAUGUAGGUUGAUGUGUACACGACCUGCUCCUAUAGGAUGAUGUAGUGUACAUGACCUGCUCCUAUAGGAUGAUGUAGUGUACAUGACCUGCUCCUAUAGGAUGAUGUAGUGUACAUGACCUGCUCAUAUAGGAUGAUGUAGUGUACAUGACCUGCUCAUGUAGGUUGAUGUUGUGUACAUGACCUGCUCCUAUAGGAUGAUGUAGUGUACAUUACCUGCUCCUGUAGGUUGAUGUAGUAUACAUACCUUGCUCCUGACGGCCGUGUUCGUUGAAUGCCUUUAAGGUUUAAAAUGCUGUACUGUAUAUAUGGGGGUAUGAUGCUACCCCCAGUGGUAUGUUUACUGUAUUCUUUGAUAUCUAAAUGUUAUUCUGUACUGGAAAAAAGGUCAAAUAUAUUUCUAGAACAAAUUUGGAUUUUAUGUAAAUUGACUUUUUUUUUUUCUGGAAUUGACAGCAAUAAAUAAAAUUGUAAAAAAGAAAA